UGGGGACUGAAGAGGAAAAAGAUUCCCCUCUCUCUCAUCUGCACAUUUUAGAGAGAGAGAGAGAGAGAGGUAGGCUUUGAAAUGGACUAACCCUCCAUUUUUCUUCAGAUUCAACCAAAACCCAUCUCUCAAAUCCGAGAAAUGUUCCAUUGAAAUCGAAAUCUUCCCAUGAUUUGAGGCAUUAAAGAUGAAAUCCCAGAUGGGUUCUUACUCCAAACCCUUCUUGUUCUUCUUGUUCUUCCUUGUAUUCCUUGUUUAUGUUGCUUGUUUGGUUGAAUCUGGUUCUGAUUACACCACUUUGGUCUACAAGGGCUGCGCCAAACAAGGAUUCUCAGAUCCAAAUGGCGUUUAUUCACAAGCCCUUGCUGCUCUGUUUGGCUCUUUAGUUUCACAAUCUGCCAAAGGUUCGAAGUUUUACAAAACCACUUCCGGCACCGCCGGAACUGCCAUCACUGGCCUCUUCCAGUGUCGAGGGGACCUCAGGAACUCCGAUUGCUAUAACUGUGUAAGUAAGCUCCCGGAAUUGGCUGAUAGUCUGUGCGGCAGAACCGUUGCCGCUAGAGUUCAGCUGUCGGGCUGCUAUUUGGUGUAUGAGUUUCCUGGGUUUACUCAGAUUUCAGGGUUUGAAAUGCUGUAUAAAACUUGUGGGGCUACGAACAUUGCUGGAAGUGGGUUUGAGGAGAGGAGGGACACGGGUUUGUCUGUGUUGGAGAAUGGCGUGGUGAGUGGCCAUGGAUUUUACACUACUAACUAUCAAUCUCUGUAUGUGUUGGCGCAAUGUGAGGGAGAUUUGGGGGAUUCGGAUUGUGGUGAGUGUGUGAAGCAUGCUGUCCAGAGAGCUCAGGUUGAAUGUGGGAGCUCAAUUUCAGGGCAAGUUUAUUUGUAUAGGUGCUUCAUCAGCUACAGUUACUACCCAAAUGGGGUUCCUACGAGAUCGUCCACUCCCUCGUCUUCUUCUUCUUCAUCAUAUUCUUCAUCUCCAUCAGGGAUGGGGCAAAACACAGGGAAGACAGUGGCAGUGAUAUUAGGAGGGGCAGCAGGAGUGGGAUUUGUGGUCAUGUUCUUGCUUUUCAUCAGAGGUUUGAAGAAGAAACAUGAUGAUUAUUGAUACAGGGGAAAGAGUGAAUGUUCUACUGAGGUUGGAAAAAGAAUCAAAUCCCUUUGAUCUCCUUUUGCUUUUGUUUUAGAAAGAUAAUGUGUUCUUGUGGGGACUUGGAUUUUUUUGGGUUGACAAAGACUGUUCAUUCCACUGGGGUCAGAAGCUUUUCCUGAGAAGAGAAGAAGGAAUCAAUGCAUGGAAGGAAUGAUACAAAGA
Cucurbita moschata (crookneck pumpkin) is the source of this 1315-nucleotide messenger RNA. RefSeq names its product cysteine-rich repeat secretory protein 3-like. The transcript has 3 exons. Gene Ontology annotation, biological process: transport of virus in multicellular host; plasmodesmata-mediated intercellular transport. Gene Ontology annotation, cellular component: plasmodesma. NCBI's taxonomy places the organism in Eukaryota, Viridiplantae, Streptophyta, Magnoliopsida, Cucurbitales, Cucurbitaceae. Bases 188 to 1108 code for a protein of 306 amino acids. The record is from RefSeq and is a predicted model, not a curated record.